Messenger RNA from Cylas formicarius (sweet potato weevil), 582 nucleotides. Its product is annotated as protein C10. Bases 22 to 399 code for a protein of 125 amino acids. The record is from RefSeq and is a predicted model, not a curated record. The transcript has a single exon. Lineage: Eukaryota; Metazoa; Arthropoda; Insecta; Coleoptera; Brentidae. Gene Ontology annotation, biological process: post-embryonic development.
GCACAUGGUUUUUGCAACACAAUGUCGAAAGCAGAUUUUUCUCCCACGAUAACUGCCCAUUUGGCAGCGGAAAUACUAAACAAAACUUUGGCCAAUAUUCAGCUUCCUGAAAAUGCCCGAAAAAUCGAAGAGGCCAGAGAGAAUGUGGGCAAUGAAAUGUUGAAAAUGAUGCAGUUUGUGUUUCCAGUAAUAAUGCAACUGCAACUUGAUGUUGUCAAAGAAUAUGGUUUUUCAGACACAAGAGAAGGUAUAAUUAAAUUCUCCCAAAUAUUGCGUAACCUAGAAAGAGAAGAUUCAGAAGUCGCUCGAUUGCAUGGUUUAAUUAAAGCCUAUUACUUACCCCCCAUAUCAUUACACACAGGCACUGAUGUUAUGGAAGAGAAAAAUAGUGGCAGCUAACAUAUUUAAAUUGGUUUAUAUAAUUUAUAGAUUUAUAAUCGUCUAAAUAUGUAAAGUUUAGAAUUAAAUUAACUAUGUACAAUUUUCAGUAAAUUAUUUUAGAAAUUGAAAUUAAAAACUCGGGCUACAUCAUAUAUGUAUGUUAAGUGAGAAUAACAACAAAUAAAAUUCUAAUAUUAAAAA